AAUUUGUUUUUUAUUAUUAAUUUGGUGAUUUGGCGCCAGCUGAAAUAUACAUAUUUUUCAGCAAAACUUUUACGCAGACUUAUUAAAUGCAAAUUUGAUUGAAUUUAUUCAAAAAGCAUUGAAUUACAUAUCAACGAUUAUUUAAGAUAACAUAUUAUUAUACAAUACAUAAAUUGUGCGAAAUAUCUAAAAUAUUUAUUAAAAACCACCAGUGACAAAAUUUAAAAAAAGUAGGGAAAACAAUAGAAAGCAAUAGUUGGCUAUUCGCUAAUUAAUAACAUACAUAGGCAUUGAGGCAGUACCAAUUUGGGCAGUUCAAUCAGUUCGUUCUUUACAGUCCGUCGUGGCGUUUCUAAAGAAGAGCAACAACGAAGAAAUCACAUUAUGAAUUUUAGCAACGCUUCACUGCCUUCUACAGUGGUGGAGAUUAUCAAAUUAUUUAAUAGCCUCUCUACCUACACCACUAUCAGACUAUGCGCUUCAUUAAGUCGGAACCGUACUAUGAGGGUCUUCCACCAUUUAAUGUGUCGGGUAGCCCCUUCAGUGUUGUUCCUAUACACAACUAUCCCGAGCUAAUGAAGAAGACAUGCGAGCUGAUUAACUCUGAAUGGCCGCGUAGUGAGACGGCUCGCAUGCGAUCGCUUGAAGCUUCCUGUGAUACACUUCCCUGCAGCUUAGUUUUAACUACGGACGGGAUGAAUCGUGUUAUAGCUCAUUGUAAGUUAAGCCAGAUACCGUCCAAAAAGAUGGCCUGCUUUAUUGAGUCGGUGGUGGUAGACAAAAGUUGUCGUGGACAAGGUUUUGGCAAAUUAAUUAUGAAAUUUGCGGAAGACUAUUGUCGCAUCGUAUUGGAUUUAAAAGCCAUUUACUUAUCAACCAUUGAUCAAGAUGGGUUCUAUGAACGUAUCGGUUAUGAGUACUGUGCGCCCAUAUCGAUGUAUGGGCCGCGUCAUUGUGAACUGCCUAGUUUGGAGAAUGCCAAAAAGAAAUACAUGAAGAAAGUCUUAUAGAUAUCAAUGCCAGUAUUUUUGCGCCAAACAAAAGGAAUUGCAAAAAUUAAUGAUUGGGAUAUUGGCGAAAUUACGAAGAGAAUGGAGAUCACUUCAAGAGGAGGCAAGGUUUACACGCUUUACAGCUUUUAAAAAGUUAAAAAUAAAAUAUACAUACAUAUAAUUAGAAAUAACGCUAUAUCGAAGAAACGCACAAGCCUUUGUCGAUAUUAACAAAUUAAAUUUGUUAUGUAUAAUAUAAAGGAAAUGAACUACGGACUGUAAUAUAGAAAUAUUUAGUUGUUAAAAAUAAGAUAUUGAAGUGAACGUUGCGCCAACUCGGUGAACUAUCAGCUAUCUCUUCGAAUUUUUCGCUAAUCUGCAGCUAAACGCUUUGAUAUACUACAAAUAAUUCCAUUUAUGCAUACAUAUUUUUACUGAUAUUGAUUUCCAAAUAUUGCUUUUUAAUUGUAUUUCUUUUUAUUAAAGUUUCAGUUCAUCUGCUUUGAUAUGCUAACAAAAAAACUUUUGUUAUGCUAGCAUUUCAUCAGCAUUAUUCUUUCUGGACCUGGCUUAUUUAUUAUUGACUUUCUUUAUUAUUUUGAAAUAGACGUAUUUUUAUUUUCAUCAAAUUUAAUAUUUUUUUACAAAAUCGCAAGAUAUUUUAAUAAUUAAUACAACGCAGUUGUGUUGUAAACGUAUCAAAGCAAUUAUAAAAUAUAUUGAGAGCGAAUGAAUCUGCCACAUAAUAUCACACGUUAAAAUCUUCCAACAAUAAUUAAACAUAGUGUACAUAUGUAUGUUUGUAGUUUAUAUAUACAGUACAUUCUUUUUUAGUUAUUGUUUAAGAAUGUAAUUGUUAACAAUGCUUUGUAGGUUUAGUAAUACAUAAGUAUUUAUAAUAAAAAUCCAAACUGAAAAGUGAAAUGAACACAACACCGCAUACAUGUAUGAUUAUGUAGACAACACAAUGAGUUUAUUAAAUAUAAAACACGAGUUGAUGAUAAUUGAUAACAAUAAAUAACAUAGUUUUUAAAUACAAA
Messenger RNA from Bactrocera tryoni, 2032 nucleotides. It is a transcript of the gene Naa80, whose product is annotated as N-alpha-acetyltransferase 80. Gene Ontology annotation, molecular function: N-acetyltransferase activity; acetyl-CoA binding. The transcript has 3 exons. The record is from RefSeq and is a predicted model, not a curated record. Lineage: Eukaryota; Metazoa; Arthropoda; Insecta; Diptera; Tephritidae. The coding region runs from base 474 to 1010 and encodes 178 amino acids. Gene Ontology annotation, biological process: protein acetylation. Gene Ontology annotation, cellular component: cytoplasm.